AUGGGUUUGGGGAAACCUCUUACGCAAAUCCCAAUCGGUAAACGCCAACUCCUUCAUCCUCAUUCUCUUCCUCACAGAGCCACCAAAGUUCUAAGGCAUCCAGAGGAUACCGAAUUGGAGGGCAUAGAGGAAUUGUUGGUGAGGAACGGUGGGGCACCACGCGAGUUUCGAUUGCCCUUGACGGCGCUAAGCAUUGGCAUUUCGACAUUGAGGACUUAUAGUUGGACUGGUUCAUUGUUUUGGCUGCUCCUAUGGUUUAGGAUAUUGGGCAUUUGGGUUGAACUAAAUUCCUUCACACUACCUGAGCCCAUUGGGAUCAUUGACCUGCCGCCAUUGCAUUCGGCAUACUGGUUGUGUGUGUCUUCAUCGGUUGUAACUUCAUAUAUGGGGACUGAGAAAGAGAAGAGAAUGCAAUCUACUUCUUCGACCUCACCUUGUGCCCAUUUCAGAGCUGCUUACCAUAAUUGCUUCAACAGGUGGUAUUCUGAGAAAUUUGUGAAGGGUCAUUGGGACAAAGAGGAGUGCGUUUCUGAGUGGCAGAAAUAUAGAGAAUGUCUCUCACAACAUAUGGAUGAUAAGUAUCUGAGUCGACUCUUGGAAGCCGAAGGCAUGGUUGAUUUUACCACUCAAGCUCAGUUUAGGCGCCCAGCUGGUGUUUCUAAAUAA
Molecule: messenger RNA, 666 nt
Organism: Ilex paraguariensis (yerba mate)
Lineage: Eukaryota; Viridiplantae; Streptophyta; Magnoliopsida; Aquifoliales; Aquifoliaceae
Source: the annotation of a GenBank genome assembly